Messenger RNA from Blepharisma stoltei, 2619 nucleotides. NCBI's taxonomy places the organism in Eukaryota, Ciliophora, Heterotrichea, Heterotrichida, Blepharismidae. The record is from the annotation of a GenBank genome assembly.
AUGGAAAUAAAGGUGCUGGCUGGGGUAUUAGUUUUGACAGUGCUAGUUAUAUGUAGGAUGUUCUCCUAUGUGAGGCCAUCUAUAAUUAUGCAAACUCUUGAAAUUGUGGCUUAUGCUAUUUGUGCGUUUAUUUUGUUGUAUUCAAAAUUUACUAGAGUAAAGGUGAUUAAAAUCAAGCCCAAGUCUGAAAAAAUUUUUAUGAAUCAUGAAAUUUGUGAAGAAAAUGAGCCUAGAAGAGUAGUGAAAUCUAGUUCGCCAAGAAAAAUUGAAAAACAAGAAAUAACACAACAUUCUAAGCAGGAAGAGUUAAAGAACUUUAAAGUUUUUCCUGAAUAUGAUCCAAUUCGUGUUCCAUCUCUUAUAAAUGGCUUUAGCUCUGAAAUGGGGCAUAAAGACAUAUACAUUAGAAGAGCCCCGAAAAGCAUUCCCAGGCAUGUCAUAAGUAUAUGGUGCUUCAAAUACUCAUGGUGAGCCAAAUUCUGAUCAGACCUGAUUAUGAGCACAGGCUGCUAGUCAAACUGAAAUUUGAUUCACUAUGGGUUUUUGGAGCAGCAAAUACCUAUAAGUGUUUCAGCACUCUCUUAAGGCAUGUCAAAAUAUUCAGAAAAAUAUAGAGAAUUAAAAAGCGAGCUUACUAAUCAAUUUGAGUCAAUUGAUUAUGUGACCAAAGCUGAGUAUAAUGGAUUAGCUGAAUAUUUAAAGAAUUCAAUGAGAUAUGACAGCAGUAUAGAAGAGCGAUUGCCUGUGCAAAAUAAUAUUGUGGAGUCUUAUAAUUCAAUUAUUGAAGGAAUCACUCAAGAAUUAAAUAAAAGAAUUGCAGAGGAGGAAGAAUUUAAGCUUGCUGAAAAAUUGCAAAUUGAGGAAGCUGAAAAAUUGAAAGCAGAGGAAGAAAAUAGAAUAAUGGCUCAAAAACAACAAAUCUAUGGAGAGAAAAUGAAAAUUGAGGAAGAAAAACAAAAAAUUGCUAAAGAAAGACAAAUUCAUGAAGAAAAAAUGCAAAAAGAUCAGCAAGAAAAAGCUCCAGCUAAAAUUUUAUCUGUAUCUGAGCCUUUAGAUAAUCCCAAGCCAGCUGCUCAAGUACCUCCAGUCCAAAUAAAGCCUGAAGAAAAGCCCGAAAAUGCUAAACAGGCAAGCAUUCCUUUAAUUCCACCAAAACAAAGCCAGCCAGAACCCAUUAAACCAGUCUCAAAUAAUUCUCAAAUUCCUGCAAAAUCUUUGUCAAUUUAUUCCCAAGAGAGAGAAGUUCCUUUUAUAUUUUAAUUUUAAUAGAUUUACUCUAGCAUGUUUUGAUGCCUGAAAAUCCCUUCACUUGAGGUUCAGCUAAAUUAACAGCUCUGAACAACGGUAGGUGAACCGGCAUAACUGUCGAACCGUGAAAGUUAAUAAGCCGUUAAGACUUCUCUAGUCAGUGCCAACCUCAGCACCGACCCUUUUCUUCAAGCUGAGACUCUUAAGAAGCUUGAUUUCUCUCACUAAGCUCGGUUUAUAGGUCUACCCUGUUUGUGGCAGGAGCUAGGACCUAUCGCUAACUGAGAUUUUUAAUAUUGUGCUCCUUUUAUAACUCCAGAAUCUCCAACCUACAGAGACCGCAUGGAAAAAUUAAUCGCUGGAUAUGAUUCAUCAAGACUUAAAGCAGAAAAGAAUUGUCCUUCAAAUAUAAGAGACGAUAUAAACGCAACAGUAAACCAAAUAACCUCAAGCCGGACAGAUAUUGAGCAUUUAAAUCGUAGAAUAGAAAUUGCUAUCAACGUGCUUAAAGAAUUAAAUUCAGAACAAAGAGAAGACGCGCUGUACUUAUUAUGUGAAAGGGUAACUUCAGCUGUACAAGAUAAAUGUGAUAGCAUAGUUUAUGGACCAGAAUAUACGCUGAAUUUCAUAGACUUUAUCUUGACUAUUGGGAAAACUUAUCAUGAAAUCAGAAAAAAUUUCUUUUUAUCUAUAAUAAAUAGAAGGAAAAUUUUGGUGCCAAUAUAUGGAACUGCUGAUCCUGAAAGGAUAAUGAAGAGAGUCCUGCUUAUCCCCUCCACUAGUAUAAAAUUUAGCCCAUUAGUCUAAGGUUUUUUUCGAAAUUAAAAUUUCAAUUAUAGUCAAAAUUCGUACAUUAAUUUAGAGCUGAUCAAUUAUUAUAAAAACAAAUGCGUAUAUCUGAUCAAUAAUAAUAAAUCUAAAUGUAUAUAUUUGAAAUAAUUUGCUCGCAAUGAGUGUAAAAUUAUUAAAAAUUAAUUUACUUGGGGAGUUAAUGAUUUGAAUGAAGGUUUUAAUAAUGAUAUGUGCGUUGCCGAAAUGAAUUUAUCUAGGUCAUAUGGGAUCUUGCUUGCUUCUUUUUACACACAUAAAGAAUCCCCUUGCAAUGUUGGUGAUUGCUGAAGGUGGCUUUCAUUUUUCUUAAAUAUCCCUGAAGAAUAUAUCGAUAGGAAUUACAUUCCUACACUUGAAGGAUUCUUAAAAGUAAGUGGCCCAUUCAUGAAGCAAUACUAUUCAUCGCAAUUUUCAAAAAUAGCUUCACUUCUAAGCGAUGCCUAUCUUCCUAUGGUUAAGCAAAGAUUUUCGGUGAGAUACCAACAUAAAACUUUUAUAGCACAGUUACAAAAAGUUAUAAAUGAGCUUUUAAAUAAUUAA